CGGACAUAUUCCCACCUCUAGCGAUAUUUGCGCUGACAUAUUCAUAGGCUACUUGCAUCAUGAGUCAACCACGCGGCGGUCCGAGGGGUAGACCUGGAGCGCAAGGGCAGUCUCCGGGAAGGGGCGGCCGAGGCUCCUCCCCAUCCCCACGAGGCAGGGCGAGCCCCGUCCCUGCUAGAGCAGUAUACGGGGUUUCUCGCGGGCGUGGUGCUCGAGGUGAUUCCGUCUCUACUCGAGGGAGCUCUCGUGGCGGCUCUCGUGGCGGCGCACCAGCGGAAGUCUUCGCGGCAAGCCAGCCCCCUAACCAGGAUGCACGCCUGGCAGACGCGGAGCUCGACCGCCUCGUCCAGUCCUUCAAGAGCGUCAGGAUCCCGCCGGACAUGCCCCUCCGUCCCGGUUGGGGCACUCAAGGCGACCCUGGCGUGGUUCGGACCAACUUCUUCGCCAUCAGGUUGCCCCAAAAUGCGACGUACUACGAGUAUGAGAUUUCCAUCCAGCCCAAGGCCCAAGCCAAGGGCGACAGGAGGUUCCGGAUUAUGCAGCUCGUCGAACAAUCACCUCAGUUCCGACCUUACGUAGCGCAGGUCGCCCAUGACCGCAGUCAACGUCUCGUUUCCAUUCAACAACUACCCCAACCUCUUGAGAUUCCUAUCCGGUACCUUGAGGAGGAUCAGGCUGACGACCCAAAUGCGCUGAACUUCACAGUCGAGAUGAAGUUACUCUCGAAGCUCGACAUGUCCCAGCUUAAUCAGUACAUGAGCGGAAAGCCGGAGCAUAGGAACAUAGACACGCAGCCACUACUGUCUGCGCUGAACCUGGUGGUACAACAGUACGCACAGCGGCAUGGCGUCCGUGUUGGGAAGAACAAGUAUUUCUUCCCUACUUCCUCAGAGCACCACACUCUCUCCCUAGGCGUCGAAGCCUUCCGCGGCUUCUUCAUGUCAGUGAGGCCCAUGUACAAGCAAUUGAUGGUCAACAUCAACCUCUGCAUGACCGCCUUCUACAAUCCUGGAAAGCUCGCCGAUGCUAUGGAUGCCUUUCAGAGGCAGUCGCGUGGCGGUAUGCCGAACUCGUUCGCGGAGAAGCUGAAGGUGUCCACGAAGCAUCUCGGGUAUACUCGCAAGUUCACGAUCUACCGCAUCAUGAACGGGAAGACGGCCCGUAAGGAGACCUUCGACUGUCAGGAGUUUGGCGGUAGGAUCACCGUCGAGAACUUCUUCAAACGCAAAUAUAAUAUCACCUUGCGCCGCCAUUCUGACCUUCCCCUCAUCAAUGUCAGCACCAAUCGCAAAAAGCCCAUCUACCUCCCGGCGGAGCUCUGCGAUAUUGUCCCCGGUCAAGCAUAUCGCGGCAAGCUCGACCGGGAUCAGACCGCUGCGAUGAUCAAGGUCGCGUGCAACCCACCUGCCUUCAACGGCAACACCAUCGUCGACCAAGGCUUUGCCGACCUUGGUCUUCGACCCAACGCCUCCGGCGCGACGCUUGGGACGUUCGGCAUCAGCAUCAGCCCGGACAUGCAAGUCGUCCCGUACCGUCGUCUUCCCCCACCUGCGAUCUCGUACCGCGUCGGGCGUCCUCGCGUUCAGGACGCCGGAUGGAACAUCCUCGACGUGAAGUUCCAAGUCGGUGGGAACAUGACGAACUGGGCCGUCCUCCUCGUUCAGGAUGGCCGCCGCGACGAGUUCCAGGGACCCAACGACCCCGCGCUCAUCGCCUUCCUCAAGGCAUUCCUCGCGAAGUGCAACAAUAGCGGCAUCCUCGGCGCAGACAAGCCGCCCCGAAUCAUGUCUGUAGACCUCCCCCGUCUUGACCAGGACACGCCGACUCGCGCUCAGGCGAUCGCUGCGAUCAGCAAGGUGUUCAGGGACAACCUCAAUCCCAAAAAGAAGCCUAGCUUCGUUCUCGUCCUCCUUUCCGGCAUCGACAAGUAUAUUUACCCGGGCAUCAAGCAACUCGCGGAUGUCGAACUGGGCAUCCACACGAUCCAUAUGCUGCUCACGAAAGCGCGCGACGACCGCGGGAACAGGCAGGACCAGUACUUCUCGAACGUCGCGUUGAAGGUCAACACGAAGCUCGGGGGAGUCAACCACCAGCUGGACGAUAGGUCGAUGCAGUGGCUCAGAGGUGUCGGUGGCAAUGGCCCGGCGACGAUGAUCAUGGGCAUCGACGUGACGCAUCCUAGUCCGCUUAGCCUUCCGGGCACCCCGAGUGUCGCCGCGGUUGUCGCGAGCGUCGAUUCCCACUUCGCACAAUACCCCGCGAGCCUUAUGUUGCAAAAGCCCGAUUGGAACAAAGAGAGCAAAGAGAUGGUCGAAGGUCUGACGCAGAUGACCAUAGAACGUCUUCAACUCUAUCAGAAGAAGAACGGGGGGAAACUGCCGGAACGGAUCUUCGUCUUCCGCGACGGCGUCUCAGAGGGCCAAUACCCUCAGCUGUUGAGCAUUGAGCUCCCAAGGUUACAGGCGGCAUUCAAGCAAAUAUCUCCUUUGAAACCCUACAAGCCAAAGCUCAGCAUCAUCGUCUGUGGAAAACGCCACCACGCCCGGUUCUGGCCAGUUGACUCUCAGCAUGCGACGAGGAACGGCAACACGUUUUCGGGGACUGUCGUCGACAAAGGUAUCACUGACGCCUACGACUUUGAUUACUACCUUCAGGCCCACAGUGGCUUGCAAGGACACGUCAAAGCGACGCACUACGUUGUCGUGUACGACGAGAACAAGCUCGACGCCGAUACAAUCCAGCAGGGCACCCAUACUGCGAGCUACAUGUAUGCACGCGCGACGAAGGCAGUCAGCCUCAUCCCAGCCGCUUACUACGCCGACAUCGCCUGCGAGCGCGGGCGCGAAUACCUGAACGUUCUGAUGAACGCCAGCGACGACUCCCGUUCGUCUGCCGCAGAAACUGCAGAUAGGGAGGCGCAGAAGGAGGCGACAUUCCAGAGCGCGGUGAGAAUGUGGGGGAACGGCGUCAACAAGGAGUUGAAGGACACCAUGUUUUACAUCUAGCGGCGCUGAGCGAGGCUUGCUCACUGGUAGACCACAUCUCCACAUCCAUCUGCUGCUUGAUGCUGUCCUGUAUUGCUUUCUUGGCCCGACCGAAUGUUGUACUUGUAUCAUUGAUGACGAAUUCAUAUUCUUGGACUGAUACCGCAGUCACAUGC
Messenger RNA from Dichomitus squalens LYAD-421 SS1, 3160 nucleotides. Its product is annotated as Piwi-domain-containing protein. Gene Ontology annotation, molecular function: RNA binding; protein binding. The transcript is spliced from 6 exons. NCBI's taxonomy places the organism in Eukaryota, Fungi, Basidiomycota, Agaricomycetes, Polyporales, Polyporaceae. Bases 60 to 3005 code for a protein of 981 amino acids. The record is from RefSeq and is a predicted model, not a curated record.